GAUUUCUUCUACCUAUUUCAGGUGGCGUAUACAUCUACCUUUACUACUAAUAAUAUUUUAAGUAGUUAUGUAGCUACUAGGCUCUAUCCCUAUAAUCCUAAAGUUGUACUUAAACAGUUUAAAACUACUACAUUACAACAAGAUAACAGCUUAAAAAGUAGAGAGGUUGGAGAUGGAGAUAGCUGGCGUACGCUGUUAAGAUUAUUUAACGUUGCGGUACAAGAUAAGUUAAUAGCUACAGCUAAAGAGCUCUGCUAG
Messenger RNA from Exserohilum turcica Et28A, 258 nucleotides. RefSeq lists its product as uncharacterized. Lineage: Eukaryota; Fungi; Ascomycota; Dothideomycetes; Pleosporales; Pleosporaceae. The transcript has a single exon. The record is from RefSeq and is a predicted model, not a curated record. The annotation marks the transcript as partial.